This is a messenger RNA of Gaeumannomyces tritici R3-111a-1, 627 nucleotides long. RefSeq lists its product as hypothetical. The record is from RefSeq and is a predicted model, not a curated record. Lineage: Eukaryota; Fungi; Ascomycota; Sordariomycetes; Magnaporthales; Magnaporthaceae. Bases 58 to 453 code for a protein of 131 amino acids. The transcript is spliced from 3 exons.
CGGGUACCUCCCGAGAUACGCAGCCGGACACCUCCCCAGCCCAGACCCAACAGAACCAUGGCCUCCAACCGCCAGGUCCCGGGUGAGAACACGGCCCCGGCCCCAACGGCCGCGAGGGACGACAACUGGGAUGAGGCGCGCUACGAAGCAAGCCUCAAGCACCUCCACGAGCUGCACGUCAAGCUCCGAAAGCUCCGGUCAACGGUCCCGCGCAUGAUCGAGCCCGCCGCCGAGACGCGCUCCCAUGAGACCCCCGAAGAGCUCUUUGCGUUCCUGCAGCAGUCGGUCAGCAAGGGCAUGGGGGACGUCAAGGAGUUCAAGGCGGCCAUGAACGACGAGACCACGGUCAAGAUCAUGGAGCGGGCCAGACAGGGCCGCCUGAAGAAACCCCUGGGAAUCAAGCCGUGGCGGCCCCGGGACGACCCCAACUGGACAAAGAUGGACCUGGAUUAGACAGAAACCCCCCCACACCCGCAUGCCCCCGACUAUCUGAACACAAGCUCGCUUCACUUACAAACCCCACCCGACGGAACAGCUGGCAUGCUUCCAAAUCCGGGACGGGCAACUCAAUAACCUAUCUAGACUCAAUCAUUACAAGAGCAUCGCUGUGGGUUCACUAUGCCCAGC